AUGGGGCAUUCAGCUUAUAGUGUCAAUCUUGGAUAUUCUGCCAACAUUGUUAGUCAUGUUGAAGAACCAGAAGCAAGUAGAUCAUCAGGUAAUAGCAACAUGCCAAUGUUCACCUCAGAGCAAUAUAAUCAACUUUUGAAAUUAAUCAGCCAUGAACCAGCAGUUGCAGAAGCCAAAGUUAACAUAGUAGGUAUAAAAGAAUUCCUUGGCACUUGUUUGCUUGCAGGUUCUGAACCUAACUCCUGGAUAAUUGGCACUGGGACCUCAAACCAUAUGGCUUCUAGUCUGGAUCUUUUAACUCAAUCUACUCUUGUGUUUCCCAAUACUAGUAAAGUCCAUCUGCCAAAUGGAAACAUUACAUCAGUAACACAUACAGGGUCAUUAAAUCUUUCUAAUGAUCUUGAAUUAUUUCCUGCUGCUUUUUCUGUGUCGGUUCCAGCUUCUACUCCAGCAUCUGCUUGUUCUCAAUCAAAGCAUUCAGAUCAUUCUUAUGUGCACACUCCACAACAAAAUGGAGUGGCUGAACAAAAGCACAUGCAUUUACUUGAAAUGGCUAGAGCUCUUAGGUUUCAAGCCCAUGUCCCCUUGAAAUUCUGGGGAGAAUGUGUUCUUACAGCUGCCUUCAUCAUUAACAGAUUGCCUUCUUCAGUUCUUUCAGGGAAAUCUCCUUAUGAGCUAUUUUAUGGUCAACCACAUUCACUUACUCAUCUUAAAGUGUUUGGCUAUCUGUGUUAUGCAACCACACCAUGCUUCACAAAUAAGUUCUCUUCUAAAGCCAUUCCUGCCAUUUUCAUGGGUUACUUAGAAACUCAAAAAGGAUAUAAGCUCUACAACAUUUCCUCAGGAACCUUUUUUCCAGCAGAGAUUCCAGCUCAUAUUUCUUCAUAUGAUGAUACAUUUCCUGCCAAGAAUGAUGUACCACCAUGUUCACCUCCAACUUCUGUUGCACAACCAGAGCCCUCUAGUCCACAACCACCUCCAUCUCCUGUUAUGCAUCCUAAUCCUACUGCCUCACCUCCUUCUCCCAUUGAGCCACAACCUACUCAUAUUUCAGAUGUUACUCUAAGGAAGUCUGCCAUGACAUUUAAUCCUCCCUUAUGGUUAAUUGAUUAUGUGCAUCAGGCAAGACUCCAAUUGGUUGCAAAAUGGGUUUAUAAGGUAAAGUACAAGGCAGAUAGGACUGUGGAAAGAUACAAAGCUCGCUUAGUUGCCAAGGGGUUCACUCAACAAGAGGGACUGGAUUACCAUGAGACCUUCUCACCUGUGGUGAAGAUGGUCAGAGUUAGGAGUGUUUGCUCUAGCUGCUCAGUAUGGUUGGCCCUUACUUCAGAUGGAUGUGUACAACGCUUUCCUACAGGGUGA
This is a messenger RNA of Nicotiana tabacum (common tobacco), 1362 nucleotides long. The record is from RefSeq and is a predicted model, not a curated record. NCBI's taxonomy places the organism in Eukaryota, Viridiplantae, Streptophyta, Magnoliopsida, Solanales, Solanaceae.